AUGAAAAAGAAAUAUUUAAUAACGUUAGACGGUUCUGAUCACUCUGAAUAUUCUUUAUUGUGGGCUCUUGAAAACUUGGUUGAUCCGCAAAACGAUAUUUUAUUACUGCUAAGCGUAGGUGUAUUACCUGCCGGUACUCCAUGCGAAUAUUCCGCCGUAACUCGAAAUAUAUUAUAUGGAAGUGAUGUAACAAAAGAACGUCAAAAGGCCGAAGAAUAUGCGAGGGAAGUUGUAAAUAAUGGUAAAAAGCUCAUCACAAAUUUUUUUGCCACACAGGAACGAGGACAAAAUGAGAUACCAUCUUUAAAUGUGGAAUGCUUCGUAAAUUCUAGUUCUGAUCCUGCAAGAUAUAUUGUUGAUUUUUCAAAAAAACAAAAAGUUGAUGUAAUAGUGAUGGGACAUCGAGGAACUUCUUUGCGAAAUGUUAAUAAAAUAGGAAUGGUAUCUCAACAUUGCCUUCAUUCUGCUGGAUGUACAGUUGUAAUUACGAAGAAAAAAUAG
Messenger RNA from Funneliformis mosseae, 501 nucleotides. NCBI's taxonomy places the organism in Eukaryota, Fungi, Glomeromycota, Glomeromycetes, Glomerales, Glomeraceae. The record is from the annotation of a GenBank genome assembly.